Messenger RNA from Coregonus sp. 'balchen', 2922 nucleotides. The record is from the annotation of a GenBank genome assembly. Lineage: Eukaryota; Metazoa; Chordata; Actinopteri; Salmoniformes; Salmonidae.
UCCAGCCCAGAGCCCAUCCAUCUCCCCUUCCCACCCAGCCCAGAGCCCAUCCAUCUCCCCUUUCCACCCAGCCCAGAGCCCAUCCAUCUCCCCUUCCCACCCAGCCCAGAGCCCAUCCAUCUCCCCUUCCCACCCAGCCCAGAGCCCAUCCAUCUCCCCUUCCCAACCAGCCCAGAGCCCAUCCAUCUCCCCUUCCCACCCAGCCCAGAGCCCAUCCAUCUCCCCUUUCCACCCAGCCCAGAGCCCAUCCAUCUCCCCUUCCCACCCAGCCCAGAGCCCAUCCAUCUCCCCUUCUCACCCAGCCCAGAGCCCAUUCAUCUCCCCUUCUCACCCAGCCCAGAGCCCAUCCAUCUCCCCUUCUCACCCAGCCCAGAGCCCAUCCAUAUCCCUUUCUCACCCAGCCCAGAGCCCAUCCAUCUCCCUUCCCACCAGCCCGAGCCCAUCCAUCUCCCUUCUCACCCAGCCAGAGCCCAUCCAUCUCCCCUUCUCACCAGCCCAGAGCCCAUCCAUCUCCCCUUCUCACCCAGCCCAGAGCCCAUCCAUCUCCCCUUCCCACCCAGCCAGAGCCCAUCCAUCUCCCCUUCCCACCCAGCCCAGAGCCCAUCCAUCUCCCCUUCCCACCCAGCCCAGAGCCCAUCCAUCUCCCCUUCUCACCCAGCCCAGAGCCCAUCCAUCUCCCCUUCUCACCCAGCCCAGAGCCCAUCCAUCUCCCCUUCUCACCCAGCCCAGAGCCCAUCCAUCUCCCCUUCUCACCCAGCCCAGAGCCCAUCCAUCUCCCCUUCUCACCCAGCCCAGAGCCCAUCCAUCUCCCCUUCUCACCCAGCCCAGAGCCCAUCCAUCUCCCCUUCUCACCCAGCCCAGAGACCAUCCAUCUCCCCUUCCCACCGAGCCCAGAGCCCAUCCAUCUCCCCUUCUCACCCAGCCAAGGCUGACACUGUUUGUAAGACUUUAUUUUCCUCUCUGUAUGCUACAGGAGGGCAAGUGUCACUGGCUGCCUGGCAUAGGGGUGAGUGUGUGUGUGUGUGUGUGUGUGUGUGUGUGUGUGUGUGUGUGUGUGUGUCUGUGUGCAUGUGUGUGUGAACAUGUGUGAAAAAGUGUGCAGUGUUUGUGUGUAUGUGUUUGUGUGUGUGUGUGUCUGUGUGUGUGUGUGUUUGUGUGAACAUGUGUGUGAAAGUGUGCGUGUUUGUGUGUGUGUGUUUGUGUGUGUGAACAUGUGUGUGUAAGUGUGCGUGUUUGUGUGUGUGUGUAUGUCUGUGUGCGUGUGUGUGUGAACAUGUGUGUGAAAGUGUGUGUGAAAGUGUGUGUGUGUGUGUUUGUGUGUGUUUGUGUGUGUGUGUGCGCAUGGUGGGUGGAUGUCUAUAUGUUGCGUGCUGUGUGUGUGUGUGUGUGUGUGUGUGUGUGUGUGUUUAGCAAGAGAGGAGGAAACUAGCAGCUAACAGACACAGUAACGGCAGUGUGUGUUUACAGUUCAUUAAAACAGGUUUGCAUUAGUCAGCACGUACGCACACACACACACACACACACACACACAUACACACACACGCACACACACACACACGUGUGUGAUUAUUGACUGCAGAGACUUCGAAGUGUGUGUACAUUUACCGACUUCCAGUGUGUGUGUGUGUGUGUGUGUGUGUGUGUGUGUGUGUGUGUCUGUGUGUGUGUGUCUGUGUGUGUGUAAGUACAGACUUACAGACCUUUUUAAUUCCCUUAACUAAAAGUCAACCGUCAGACAGUAUCGAGCUGACUUAAAGGUGAGGGAAACAUGAAAUGCCAUCAAUAAUAAACCAUAAAGCACUGAGCAUCAUCCAGUCUCAUGUUAACUGUCAGCCCAAAGACCCACUGGGAGCUCACAGGCCCUGAAGAAGCUGAUGAGUGGUGAACCCUCAGGCACAAAAUGGCUCCUGAGCUUAACGGCUGCUUCUCACCAUAGGUGUUGGGUCAUGUUAACUGUCAGACCACUGGGACUAUAGAAGCGGAUGUGUGGUGAGCCCUCUGGCACAAAAUGGCUCCUGAGCUUCACCCAAGGCAAUUGGUGGUUGGAUAGUUGUGUGGAUGAUUUGAGGAUGCUUUGUCACACUUUACAUUAAAUCGGUUUUUAAAUAAAGUUUUGUACAAACCACUGGAAUAACAUAGUAUUUGCAUUAGUCUAUGAAUAACGAAUACGAUUCAUUUUUUGUAAGAAAUAUGUAAGAAAUACCUGGUAAAAGUUCAUACAUGCUAUUAUUAUAUACUGUUAGAAUUAUAUACUGUUAGAAUUCUGACCGCAAGGCGCUACAGAGGGUAGUGUGUACGGCCCAGUACAACAAUGGGGCCAAGCUUCCUGCCAUCCAGGACCUCUAUACCAGGCGGUGUCAGAGGAAUGCCCCAAGUCAUAGAAAGUUCUCUCUGCUACCGCAUGGCAAGCGGUACCUGAGCGCCAAGUCUAGGUCCAAAAGGCUCCUUAACAGCUUCUACCCCCAAGCCAUAAGCAUGCUGAACAAUUAAUGAAAUGGCCACCCGUACUAUUUACUUUGACAGUAAAUAUUUUCUUAACACUAUUUCUUGAACUGCAUUGUUGGUUAAAGGCUUGUGAGUAAGCAUUUCACGGUAAGGUCUACAUCUGUUGUAUUUGGCGCAUGUGACUAAUAAAAUAAAAUGUGAUUUGAUUUGAUACCCAAUUGAAAGGAAAAGUGUACUGAAUUGCUGUUGGUAACUUUCCAGUAUUUAAUACAUCUUAGCGUAGUAGGGUGACAGCCUGAGCUUUUGAAAGUUCCAUGAUCCAAACAAAGCAAACAAAGCAAUAUGAAAAUGCUAUUAUAGAAUGAAGAGGAGCUCACUGAAAGAAGACUAUUCUCUUUCUCUCCUCUCUCUCCUCUCUCCUCAGCCUCUCUCUCUCUCUCUAGUCUCAUCUACAAGAUAUAUGAAUGCGAAAGAUGA